Molecule: messenger RNA, 604 nt
Organism: Pteropus alecto (black flying fox)
Lineage: Eukaryota; Metazoa; Chordata; Mammalia; Chiroptera; Pteropodidae
Product: calcium-transporting ATPase type 2C member 1-like
Exons: 8
Coding region: 98-604 (168 amino acids)
Biological process (GO): manganese ion transport; intracellular calcium ion homeostasis; calcium ion transmembrane transport
Cellular component (GO): endoplasmic reticulum; Golgi membrane; plasma membrane
Molecular function (GO): P-type calcium transporter activity
Source: RefSeq, a predicted model, not a curated record
CGCUGGGAGCGGCUCCUUGUCCCAGGCGCGCGGGGCGCUCCCGCGAACCCCGCGGGUUGCACGUUUUCAAAAAAUUCCUAAUGGUGAAAAUGAGACAAUGAUUCCUGUACUGACAUCAAAAAAAGCAAGUGAAUUACCAGUCAGUGAGGUUGCAAGCAUUCUCCAAGCCGAUCUUCAGAAUGGUCUAAACAAAUGUGAAGUAAGUCAUAGGAGAGCCUUCCAUGGCUGGAAUGAGUUUGAUAUCAGUGAAGAUGAGCCACUAUGGAAGAAGUAUAUUUCUCAGUUUAAAAAUCCCCUUAUUAUGCUGCUUCUGGCUUCUGCAGUCAUCAGUGUUUUAAUGCAUCAGUUUGAUGAUGCUGUCAGUAUCACUGUGGCAAUACUGAUCGUUGUCACAGUUGCCUUUGUUCAGGAAUAUCGUUCAGAAAAAUCUCUUGAAGAACUGAGUAAACUUAUGCCACCAGAAUGUCAUUGUGUACGUGAAGGAAAAUUGGAACAUACACUUGCACGAGACUUGCCAAGGAAUGACCCAAUAUGUGUUGGUAGCAGUAACCUUACCAACUUAGCUUUAGAGUCGCUGGUGGAGCUGGGAUUGAGUAAAACUUAG